CUUUUAUUGUAUAUUAGCGAUUUUAAUAGACAGCCUGUCCAAUAAAACUGUUAUGCACGAAAAAAGUAUUACAUAAGUAUCACUCAAAAUAUAAAAUAAGUGUCAUUAUAUUCCGUAUUGAUGUCCCUACCAGAGCAAAUUGAAAUAGCUCUGGUCCCGACCCUUCUACGCAGGCAGUGGUCCAGACUCCAGCCCCCGGGGUAUCAUAGCAACCACAACAAACAGUAGUAAAGAUGGCGACUCCAAGAGCAAUAGAAGCUGCUAAAUAUCUAGAAAGGCACAAAAUUGCCGAACUCAUGAACAACCUGACGAGCAGUUUGUUAUUUAACAGACCAGAGGAUCCGAAAGAUUUUCUCAUUGACUACCUCGGGCAGCUGAAGGACUCUAAAGAUAACCACACACAGGGGCCCUGUCUUUUUAAUGAGUCCAACUUGGACUCCGUAUUUGGAAUCCUAGACCCAACUAAUGAGGGAUACGUCUCAUAUGACCAAUACAAGGAAGCAUUGAUCACUUUAGGGGUAAGCAAAAUAAACGAGCGUCCGGAGGGGGGAGAUCACGAUAGAAUAUCGCGCGAGACGUUCAAAGUAGAAGCGAGGAAAGGUCUACAGAAGAGCUCAGCAACAUACGAAGAAUCUUGCAAUUAGAUGUUGUGUUUUUGGGUAAUGUUAUGCUGCUCUUUGAAGAUGUUGGUUCGGUUCUAUGUUAAGUUUAUAACUGCAAUGUGAUAUUGUUGUCAAAUCAAUAAUAAUAAAUGAUUAAAGUACGUCAAGAUAAAUUGUUA
This is a messenger RNA of Gadus macrocephalus (Pacific cod), 781 nucleotides long. RefSeq names its product EF-hand calcium-binding domain-containing protein 10 (gene efcab10). Lineage: Eukaryota; Metazoa; Chordata; Actinopteri; Gadiformes; Gadidae. The transcript is spliced from 4 exons. The coding region runs from base 234 to 644 and encodes 136 amino acids. Gene Ontology annotation, molecular function: calcium ion binding. The record is from RefSeq and is a predicted model, not a curated record.